CGCAGCCUCGGAGCAUGGGGGACGGGGAGCCGGAGAGGGGCGAGUACAGCCCCGACGAGGCGGGGGAGGAGGAUGAGGAGGAUGAUGAUGAUGAGGAGGAGGAAGCACUGUCGGAGCAGAAGGAGGAAGAGCAGGAGCCGGCCCCGUGUCCCCUGACAGAGGAAGUGCUGAAGGAGGGUCUCUCUCUCCUCUCUAAGACCGGCAACGGCCUGGCUCACGCUUAUGUGAAAUUUGAGGCCAAAUCCAAGAACUUAACAGAUAUCAGCCUCCUCGAAUGCUUCAUUCACCUGCGAUACGUGGAUUUAUCAGAGAACAAGCUACAAGAUUUGUCUCCCCUGAGCAGCCUAACCCACCUGCUUUGGUUGAAGGUAGACGGGAAUCUGCUUACCCGUGCCUGCAUGCAGGAGCUGCCCUACCUGCAGAUCAUCAGCUUUGCUCGCAACUGCAUCAAGGAUACGGAGGGCAUUACUCACCCCCGCUUAGCCAACCUCAGCCUGAAAGAAAAUAAAAUCCAGACAUUGCAGGGCCUGAGUCACGGCCAAUUGUUCAGCCUGCAAAUCCUGGAGCUGCGAGGAAACAUGCUAGAGAGCACAGCAGGGCUCAAUCUUCCCAAGCUCAAGAACCUCUAUCUGGCACAGAAUGCCAUUCGGAACCUUGAAGGCCUGGAGGGGCUUGAACAGCUGACUACUCUGCACCUGCGUGACAACCAGCUCGAGACCCUGGAUGGAUUCUGUAGCAGCAUGAAGUGCUUGCAGUACCUGAAUCUACGGAACAAUGGAAUCAGUAGCUUCCAGGAGGUGGCAAAACUGCAGGUCCUCCCCAUGCUGCAAGCACUGGUGCUGAUGGAAAAUCCAUGCUCUGAUGAACCUAAUUACCGGCUGGAGGUUCUGGUCCUGCUGCCACACCUGCAGCGCCUCGACAAGGAAUUAUUUGAGGAAGAUGAGCAGGCAGAGGCGAAUGAAAUCCGUCAGAAAAGGCAGGAAGAAGAAAAGGAAAUUGAAGGAUCUCUCGAGGGUAAUGUGGCAGAGUGACCCCAGGGUUUAAUACCACCUGUUCCCAGAGCCAGUCGAGAUUUGGAGAUGCCUUCCCCCAUCAUGUGCAGCUGGGAAAGAGAGAGCUGAUAUGUGCCAAAGCUACCUUCCCCUCAUUUUGUCCCUGGAGCAAGGAGGAGGGCGACCCACACUGGUCCUGGAAGCCACUCUGAGCUACUGCAGUGUUUUCACAGUCACUGCACUCAUAUGCUCUGUCCUCAGUAGGCUCGAGAAGGAAAAGGGGAAGGAGAGAGUUACAGGUUCUGUAGUUCAAUUUAUGGCUCCCCAAAAUCCUAAAAGAUUUACUGAUUUGAAUAAAAAUAAUUAAUGAG
Cuculus canorus (common cuckoo) is the source of this 1363-nucleotide messenger RNA. It is a transcript of the gene LRRC23, whose product is annotated as leucine rich repeat containing 23. The record is from RefSeq and is a predicted model, not a curated record. Gene Ontology annotation, molecular function: protein binding. The transcript is spliced from 7 exons. The coding region runs from base 15 to 1031 and encodes 338 amino acids. NCBI's taxonomy places the organism in Eukaryota, Metazoa, Chordata, Aves, Cuculiformes, Cuculidae.